Molecule: messenger RNA, 1348 nt
Organism: Darwinula stevensoni
Lineage: Eukaryota; Metazoa; Arthropoda; Ostracoda; Podocopida; Darwinulidae
Source: the annotation of a GenBank genome assembly
AAAAAUUGACUAUUACUUGCUCAUCAGAGAAUAUCUUUGGGGAAGAGUGAUGUGGAAGUGGUGAAGUUGUGAAGAAGAUAAGAAGAGCAAAUAUGAGUGAUGAUAUGUUGCUAGAAGUUGAAGCAAAGGAUGAGGAGGAUGAAGAUGAAGAAGAUGAAGAGAUGACUAGUGCAGGAACUAGUGCUGAUAUUUCCAUUGCACAAGGGGGAAUGUCUGACAACAUUUCCCCUUUGACUGUUGGAGGAUAUGGCCUUGAAGAAGGCAUGUUGUUCCAGUACAUGGACAUUCAGGAGCCACUAACCACUCUACAGAGUUUGUUGGAACAUCGUUUUGGAUUGAGUCUAUCGGGCUCUGAGUUUUGGCUUCAAGAUUCUCAGAAGCUUGACCCACAUUCCACCCUGGUUGAACAAUGUGUUCAAGGGAAGGGCAUAGUUCAAGUCAAUGUGAAAAUCUGCUUUGAGGGUGGAGUCAAGAAGAUCAAUAUAUUGGAUGUCCUCAAGCCAGCUGAUGAAGGACCAAGUGAAGAGUAUGAGUUGCAGAAGGAUGAAGAAGACCCUGAUGAUGAUGCUGUCACAAGAUGGGUUUUGGAUCCCAAUUUUGUCCUGCACAUGGAGCAGCAAAAAAUGCCCCAAGAUCCUGAAUUCUGGAAGCCUAAUGAUGUUGUAUUCUGGCUUCGCUGGGCCAUAAAGAAAUUCCGUCUCCAGGGUGUAAAGCCCUCUGAUUGGCGUAUGAGUGGAAAAGAACUUUUGUCCUUGUCUCGAGAGGAGUUCAUGUCUCGAAUCCCUCAUGAUCCAGGGCACUAUUUCUGGACACACUUCGAGCUCCUCAAGCGAUUCCGUAUCAUUGCUGUGGUUGAGGGCGGAGCUGGACAUGAGGUGGAGUUGUGGGUUGGAGAAGAAGGGGAAUUUAAACUCCAUCAUCCAGACUUAGUUGCUCAACUUUGGGGGAGACGGAAAAACAAGCCAAAAAUGAACUACGAAAAGCUCAGCCGUGCGCUUAGGUACUACUAUGAUGGAGACAUGAUCUCAAAGGUGCAUGGGAAGCGGUUUGUCUAUCGAUUUGUGUGUGACUUACGUCAACUGAUUGGCUACAGUGCAGCUGAACUCAAUCGCCUUGUGACUGAAUGUGCAUUGAAGAAACAGUCUAAUGUGAAGAAAAAUGUGGACGGGUCAUGAAUUCAUGAAUUCUCUGUUGUGUUUCCCUUUUCAAAACAGCAAUUGGUAUGAAAUUCUGGGUGGAAUACAGGCAUGUGGGUGAACUCCCCAUUCUGGACUACACAAUUCUGUCUAACCCUUUCAUCCCAUUUGAAACAUGCCAAUAAAUCCAGUUUUUUAUGAAUUCAUGAAUA